This is a messenger RNA of Vigna unguiculata (cowpea), 2359 nucleotides long. RefSeq names its product acetolactate synthase 3, chloroplastic-like. The record is from RefSeq and is a predicted model, not a curated record. NCBI's taxonomy places the organism in Eukaryota, Viridiplantae, Streptophyta, Magnoliopsida, Fabales, Fabaceae. Gene Ontology annotation, biological process: L-valine biosynthetic process. Gene Ontology annotation, cellular component: acetolactate synthase complex. Gene Ontology annotation, molecular function: magnesium ion binding; acetolactate synthase activity; thiamine pyrophosphate binding.
AUAAACAAUUAUUGUGUGGUAUCCUACUACUCAUAGAUUCAGUCUCUUCCUUACAUUAGGGUCUGCGGAUUUUUGUUUGGUAAACCUUUUUUUCUUUUUCUUAAUCGGAAAAUGGAGGCUGCCACUGCUCCAAAUCCCGCCUUCACCGCCUUCCCUUCAUCACAAACCCCAAAACCCUUUCUCCGUUUCGCUCUCCCAUUUUCUCCACUCCCAAACGCCCCCUUACACUCCCAACGUCGUUCUCUCAAACUCUCCCGCGCUAUCUCCGAUGCCGCCGCCGCCGCCAAAUCCACCGCCGCCGAACCCUUCGCAUCGCGCUUCGGCCUCGAGGAGCCCCGCAAGGGCGCCGACAUCCUCGUGGAGGCGCUUGAGCGCCAGGGCGUCAAGGAUGUUUUCGCGUACCCGGGUGGAGCGUCGAUGGAGAUCCACCAGGCGCUCACGCGUUCCGCCACCAUCCGCAACGUGCUCCCGCGCCACGAGCAGGGCGGUGUGUUCGCCGCUGAGGGCUACGCGCGAUCCUCCGGCCUCCCCGGCGUCUGCAUCGCUACCUCCGGUCCCGGCGCCACCAACCUCGUGAGCGGCCUGGCCGACGCCCUCCUCGAUAGCGUACCCCUCGUUGCCAUUACCGGUCAGGUCCCCCGCCGCAUGAUUGGCACCGACGCCUUCCAAGAAACCCCCAUCGUUGAGGUAACACGUUCCAUCACAAAGCAUAACUACCUCGUUCUCGAUGUUGAUGACAUUCCUAGAAUCGUCAACGAAGCGUUUUUCUUGGCCACCUCUGGAAGACCUGGCCCUGUGUUGAUUGAUAUACCUAAAGAUAUUCAGCAACAGCUUGCCAUUCCUAAUUGGGAUCAACCGAUUAGGUUAACUGGUUACAUGUCUAGGUUGCCUAAAUCUCCCAACGAGAAGCAUUUGGAGCUUAUUGUGAGAUUGCUUUUUGAAGCUAAGAAACCGGUUUUGUAUGUAGGUGGUGGUUGUUUGAACUCUAGUGAGGAAUUGAGGCGUUUUGUUCAGCUCACUGGUGUUCCUGUUGCUAGUACUUUGAUGGGCCUUGGUGCUUAUCCCAUUGCUGAUGAAAACUCUCUUCAGAUGCUUGGGAUGCAUGGGACUGUUUAUGCUAACUAUGCUGUGGAUAGGUGUGAUCUUUUGCUUGCCUUUGGGGUUAGGUUUGAUGACCGUGUCACUGGGAAGCUUGAGGCUUUUGCGAGCCGGGCUAAGAUUGUCCACAUUGACAUUGAUUCGGCUGAGAUUGGGAAGAACAAGCAGCCUCAUGUGUCGGUUUGUGCGGAUUUGAAGUUGGCGUUGAAGGGGAUUAAUCAUGUGUUGGAGAGCAGAGGGGCUGGGGGGAAGCUUGAUUUUAGAGGUUGGAGAGAAGAGCUGAAUGAGCAGAAGCGGAAGUUUCCUUUGAGCUACAAGACUUUUGAGGAAGAAAUUUCUCCUCAGUAUGCUAUACAGGUGCUUGAUGAAUUGACUAACGGAGAGGCUAUUGUGAGUACUGGAGUUGGGCAGCACCAAAUGUGGGCUGCUCAGUUUUACAAGUACAAGAGGCCUAGGCAGUGGUUAACAUCUGGUGGUCUUGGUGCCAUGGGGUUUGGAUUGCCGGCUGCCAUGGGUGCUGCGGUGGCUAACCCGGGCGCUACUGUGGUUGACAUUGAUGGUGAUGGGAGUUUUAUCAUGAAUGUUCAGGAGUUGGCCACUAUCAAAGUGGAGAAGCUCCCAGUUAAGAUAUUGUUGUUGAAUAAUCAGCACUUGGGUAUGGUUGUUCAGUGGGAGGAUCGGUUCUACAAGUCUAACAGAGCUCACACAUAUCUGGGAGACCCCUCUAAUGACAAGGACAUAUUUCCAAAUUUCUUGAAGUUUGCGGAUGCUUGUGGGAUACCAUCAGCUCGUGUGGCCAAGAAGGAAGACCUUAGAGCGGCAAUUCAGAAAAUGUUGGACACCCCUGGUCCCUAUCUUCUUGAUGUCAUUGUGCCCCAUCAAGAGCAUGUCUUACCCAUGAUUCCUAGCAAUGGAACCUUCCAGGACGUGAUAACUGAGGGUGAUGGCAGGACAAGUUACUGAUUUCGUAAGCAAAUUUAGCUUCAUGGUGGUUUUGUAAAAUUAUAGUAAUCUGUUAGCUUUUGAAGUUUGUUGUUCAUGCUGGGCAACUAAGAUAGGCUGCUUGUUUUUCCGUACAAGGUUCCUUCCUUUUACUAAAUAUAUUUGUCUCCCACUGAUAAUCAGUGCUAGCAGUAUUCUUUUUUGUCAAUCAUAUCUACCUUCAGUUAGUUGGUUGAUUGUCACUGAAACUGUAUUGAAAAAUACCAUUCAUGGUUGCUUAUUGAGGAAAUUACUAGAAAUCAAUCAAUAUUUAGAAGCA